UUGUAUUUCGUUUCAGAGAGAAGGAUCAGACCGACAGAGUCACACAUGGAAGCUCUGCAAAUGUGAUAAGACGGAAAGAAAAUAAUCACCCUUUAUACUCCCAUCGACUCGCACGCCCUGCACACACACACACACACACACACACACACACACACACACCAGAGAAGGAAGCCAUGGCCGUGCUGGGCAGCUUCGGUGGAGCUCAACAAACCGCCAAAGCCCUUGGCGGUGACCGAGAUCUGACCGAGUUCCUCUGUCCGGUGUGUCUGGAGGUGUUCGACUCUCCCAUGCGCACAGAAUGUGGACACACGUUUUGCAUGAAUUGCCUUCAGGAGUGUUUACGACCCCAGAAGCCGGUGUGCGCCGUGUGCAGAGCUGCUUUAGAGAAAUGGAGCAGGGACGUCGAUCUAGAGACUUUAAUCCAGAGCUCAGCCCGACCGUGCAGGGGCUGUGGGGAGGAGGUCCUGUUAUCUGAGAUGAAAGAGCACAUGGGGCGCUGCUCAAAAUACCAGGAUCUCUUCCAAGAAGGGCUGAAGAACAUAUCCAAGUCCCAGCCGGAUGCGGUCAGCUCGGUGCCAAACCGCUACACGUUCACCUGCCCCUACUGCCACGGCCCCAACUUCGACCAGGACGGCCUGGUGAAGCACUGCAACUCCCAGCAUGCCCAGGACCCACGCCAAGUGGUCUGUCCUAUCUGUGCCUCCAUGCCCUGGGGAGACCCCAGCUAUAGGAGCGCAGAUUUCUUCCAGCACCUCCGAGUCAGACACACCUUCAACUACGACACGUUCGUGGAUUUCUCUGCAGACGAGGAGGCCAUGAUGCAGGAGGCCAUUCAGCGCUCACUCAUGGAUAACUGAGGUUCCCAUCCUGGGGGGGGUUACCAAGUUCAACAGAGAUCCAGGGUUCCUCCCGUGUACAAUCAGACCUUCUUUAUCUUUUCUAUGUUUAACCAAAGCAGGGUGUGUGGAUUCUACAAUAAUAUCAUUAGAUAAUCAACAUGUAGCCGUUGUGGUGAUGAGUGUUUGAGCUGUUGUGCAUUAUUUUGUAAGCACUUGUACAUACAUGGAUGUGAGAGUCCUACGAUCGACCAAUCAGAAUAAUCACCAACAGUUUUGGUCCUAAAAAUACUUCUGGAAUGCAGUGAAACUCCUACAUACCAUAAUAUUAUAUAUAUAUAUAAUAUAUUAUAAUGUUUACACCUAACAUCAAGUGAAUCAGAAUCUCACUAGAAACAAACAGUAUAGAAUUAUUGGUUAUAUUAUAUUAUAAUAUUGUGAAUUGUUGACAUGAUGUUAAUUAGAAAUAAUGAGUAACGUUGACGUUUAAAUAAUAAAAACAAUCUUGUUUGAAGUAAAAUGUAAUGAUGGUGCACUGGUUUUGGGUGUUUGGGUGGUUUUGGCUCUUAUACAGACAUGAUUGGCUGUGUCUGAGGUCGGGAGGGCUGAGGGGACUCCUCAUCACUGCUGCAGUUGCGACCUCUGCUGGCGGUUCGAGGUGCUGCACAGAGACGCUGAGCGACAGAGAGCUCUCUGUAGGGGGCGCAUGUUACGUACGGCUCUCCUCGGUCAGGGUCUGCAGCAGUGGAUCAGACACAAUUAGGGAAUUGGAUACGACUAGAUUAGGAGAAAAAGGAAAAAGUGCGUAAUCAAACCCUUUUACCUGAUGUCCUUUUUAUACAUAUUUUUACAUUUAGUCACCUCCAGAAUUGCAAAUUGUUUCUAUUCAAACCAGAUGUAGAAUGAAGAAUUUGUUGUGACGUGUUUGUUACUAGUGUGGUCGUAACCAGAAUAAGGUUUUUUUUUUGUCCUGCUGGAACUUUGAAUAAACUGCAUCAAACGUGA
Messenger RNA from Trichomycterus rosablanca, 1841 nucleotides. It is a transcript of the gene rnf114, whose product is annotated as ring finger protein 114. Bases 174 to 857 code for a protein of 227 amino acids. Gene Ontology annotation, biological process: protein polyubiquitination; ubiquitin-dependent protein catabolic process. The transcript has 8 exons. The record is from RefSeq and is a predicted model, not a curated record. NCBI's taxonomy places the organism in Eukaryota, Metazoa, Chordata, Actinopteri, Siluriformes, Trichomycteridae. Gene Ontology annotation, molecular function: ubiquitin protein ligase activity.